GGCGCGGGGCACGCCGGGAGUUGUAGUCCCCGUAGCCACGCCGGGCGGGCCAUGGCGGCGGCCGGGACCCCGGCGGGCGGCGCGGGGCGCUCCAAGGUGGCUCCGAGCGUGGAUUUCGACCACAGCUGCUCGGACAGCGUCGAGUACCUCACCCUCAACUUCGGGCCCUUCGAGACCGUGCACCGGUGGCGCCGCCUCCCUCCCUGCGACGAGUUCGUGGGGGCCCGGCGCAGCAAGCACACCGUGGUGGCCUACCGGGACGCCAUCUACGUGUUCGGCGGGGACAACGGGAAGACGAUGCUGAACGACCUGCUGCGCUUCGACGUGAAGGACUGUUCGUGGUGCAGGGCUUUUACCACGGGGACCCCGCCGGCACCGCGGUAUCACCACUCAGCGGUGGUCUAUGGCAGCAGCAUGUUUGUGUUCGGUGGCUACACUGGAGACAUUUAUUCCAAUUCCAACCUGAAGAAUAAAAACGAUCUCUUUGAAUACAAGUUUGCGACUGGACAGUGGACAGAGUGGAAGACGGAAGGAAGGUUGCCGGUCGCCAGGUCGGCUCACGGCGCCACGGUGUACAGCGACAAGCUGUGGAUCUUCGCGGGAUACGACGGGAACGCACGGUUAAACGACAUGUGGACGAUUGGCCUGCAGGACAGAGAGCUCACGUGCUGGGACGAGAUUGAGCAGAGCGGUGAAAUUCCUCCUUCGUGCUGUAAUUUUCCUGUGGCUGUUUGCAAAGACAAGAUGUUUGUUUUCUCCGGCCAGAGCGGAGCAAAGAUUACCAAUAAUCUCUUUCAGUUUGAAUUCAAGGAAAAGAUCUGGACGCGAAUUCCGACGGAGCACUUGCUGCGCGGCUCCCCUCCUCCUCCCCAGCGCCGCUACGGCCACACCAUGGUCGCCUUUGACCGGCACCUCUAUGUGUUCGGCGGUGCUGCCGAUAACACGCUGCCCAACGAGCUUCACUGCUAUGACGUGGACUCGCAGACCUGGGAGGUCAUCCAGCCCAGCCCGGACAGCGAGUUACCCAGUGGGAGACUCUUCCACGCCGCGGCUGUUAUCUCGGAUGCCAUGUACAUCUUUGGUGGCACAGUGGACAAUAACAUUCGGAGUGGAGAAAUGUACAGGUUCCAGUUUUCGUGUUAUCCUAAAUGCACUCUACAUGAAGAUUACGGAAGAUUAUGGGAAAACAGGCAGUUCAGUGAUUUGGAGUUUGUUUUGGGAGAGAAGGAAGAACGAGUUCGAGGGCACACUGCAAUUGUUACAGCUCGCUGCAAGUGGCUGAAAAAGAAAAUCAUCCAGGCAAGGGAGCGGUUGAAACAGAAAUCAAAGCAAGAUAUUGAAGACGAGGGACACGCGACGUGCCAGAAGGAUGGGAUUGGGGGGAACGUCAAGCUGUGCCGCCUGCAGCCGCUGCUGGAGGUGCCCAUCCGAGAGGCCGAGGCCCAGCCCUUCGAGGUGCUCAUGCAGUUCCUGUACACGGAUAAAAUAAAAUAUCCUCGCAAAGGGCAUGUGCAGGAUGUGUUACUUAUUAUGGAUGUGUACAAACUAGCCUUAAACUUCAAGCUCUCUCGGCUGGAACAGCUCUGCCUCCAGUACAUCGAAGCAUCUGUAGAUCUGCAGAAUGUGCUCAUUGUGUGUGAAAACGCUAACAAGCUUCAGCUGGAUCAGCUGAAGGAACAUUGCCUGAACUUUGUGGUGAAGGAAUCACAUUUUAAUCAAGUGAUAAUGAUGAAGGAGUUUGAGCAUCUUUCUUCGUCACUCAUAGUGGAGAUUGUGCGGAGAAAGCAGCAGCCUCCUGUUCGAACUCAUUCCGAUCAGCCGCUUGACAUCGGAACGUCUUUAAUUCAGGACAUGAAGGCGUACCUAGAAGGAGCUGGGACUGAAUUCUGUGAUAUCAUCCUUCUCCUAGACGGCCACCCUUGGCCAGCACAUAAAGCCAUCCUGGCUGCCCGCUCCAGUUACUUUGAAGCCAUGUUCCGCUCCUUCAUGCCAGAAGAUGGACAAGUGAAUAUUUCUAUAGGCGAAAUGGUUCCCAGCAAGCAAGCAUUUGAAUCUAUGCUUAGAUACAUCUACUAUGGCGAGGUGAACAUGCCUCCUGAAGACUCCCUCUACCUCUUUGCUGCACCUUACUAUUACGGCUUCUCCAAUAACAGACUGCAAGCCUAUUGCAAGCAGAAUCUGGAGAUGAAUGUCACAGUGGAGAACGUGCUGCAGAUUUUGGAGGCGGCUGACAAGACGCAGGCGCUGGACAUGAAGAGGCACUGCCUGCACAUCAUCGUGCACCAGUUCAUCAAGGUCUCCAAGUUGCCACAUCUCCGCUCGCUCAGUCAGCUGCUCCUCGUUGACAUCAUAGAGUCGUUAGCAAAGCACAUUUCAGACAAGCAGUGCGCGGAGCUGGGCUCAGACAUAUGAUGCACUUCGGUCACCCAACUUGUCAUUCGUUCCUUAAAAAAACAGCACUUUACGGCCGACUCCUUUUUACCAUUCCAUACCGAGCUGCUCCGUGUCUGCACAAUUUAGCAGGUGCCCAAGAGGAGCGUGGACACGACCCACUCGCUCUCCCGUGGAUUUACGUGGUUUGUACCUUUGUGGAGAAGGGUUUGGGCUCUGUUAUGCAAGUAUAAAAGUGAAAUGAUAAUGUGGUGUUGAGAGUAGGCAAGUUCAGAAUCGAGCCCAUUAUUACUGUUAUACUGUAAAAUAACACAGUCAUGAGUAAGAGAGUCCUUAAUACUUUGAAACAAAAUAUUUAAAGAAUGCUAUCUGAAGAAGGGGAGCUGACCAGCCAGGGCUCGAGGUGGAAGUGGAGCGUGGUGUCCGCAGUGGGGCUGAGCGCUGGACCAGAACGUGGUGACUUUCCAGAGACUCUCCAUGGCGUGGAUUAAAAGAUAAAGCCUUUUGCAGCCGCCCCAUGCUCUGCGCCAGGCCAGACCCUUUCUGGCCCUCGUAUCCAUUAAUCCUGUCUCGCUAAGCCUUUCUAAAUCCAUUUAUUAAUAAAGAGUUAACAUCUCUUGGCAUUUCA
Messenger RNA from Columba livia (rock pigeon), 3019 nucleotides. RefSeq names its product leucine zipper like post translational regulator 1 (gene LZTR1). Gene Ontology annotation, cellular component: Golgi apparatus. NCBI's taxonomy places the organism in Eukaryota, Metazoa, Chordata, Aves, Columbiformes, Columbidae. The transcript has 20 exons. The record is from RefSeq and is a predicted model, not a curated record. The coding region runs from base 52 to 2412 and encodes 786 amino acids. Gene Ontology annotation, molecular function: protein binding.